AUAAGUAGUCAACACUCACACGUGGAAGUUGCCCCUAUUUAGAGGCAUGCCAGGGUGUUGUGCUAGAAAAUGACAUAACCCCUUACUAUUCACCCAACCUCAGCAUCGUUACGCCAGCUUGCAACUAGAUCCUAACCGACAACUUCAUAUCAGAGCUGUUAUGGUGUACAGAAUAGGCGGAUACGUGUUUACUCCUGAGCUCGUACGCGUCUGUUCCAGAAAAUGGGAGUUGAGCACGAGCAUCUAGCCGAAUCAUCUCUUUGCACCGCACUCAGACAAUGGUUUGUUGAGCGAGGGAUAAAUAAUGUAGUACCUGUCCCCACUGGCUAUCCCGGCAGGUGCGGGAAACAUGUUGUUGUCAUGGUGCGAAGGGAGAGAGAGGAUCCCCAUUCUACUCCGUUCAACUUUUCCGUUUUUCCGGAGGAAACUAGAGACCGCCAGUGGAAGGAGCAGAUCAUGGCAGAGAGUGGAUUGACUGACGAGCAGAUUCCGUGGGCUACUAUCGCGGACCCGUAUUUCCAAGAAAGUUGGUUCACAGAAGAUGUAAGUUAGUAAUGUCGUCGUUCUUGUGAUGAGCAUUAGCUUGCUUGGUCGUACUACUCUGUACAUCUUGAC
Messenger RNA from Suillus subalutaceus, 615 nucleotides. RefSeq lists its product as uncharacterized. Bases 223 to 552 code for a protein of 109 amino acids. The record is from RefSeq and is a predicted model, not a curated record. NCBI's taxonomy places the organism in Eukaryota, Fungi, Basidiomycota, Agaricomycetes, Boletales, Suillaceae. The transcript has 2 exons.